Molecule: messenger RNA, 2075 nt
Organism: Galeopterus variegatus (Sunda flying lemur)
Lineage: Eukaryota; Metazoa; Chordata; Mammalia; Dermoptera; Cynocephalidae
Gene: PODXL
Product: podocalyxin-like
Exons: 8
Coding region: 1-1845 (614 amino acids)
Biological process (GO): cell migration; negative regulation of cell-cell adhesion; positive regulation of cell-cell adhesion mediated by integrin
Cellular component (GO): apical plasma membrane; microvillus membrane
Source: RefSeq, a predicted model, not a curated record
AUGUGGUUCGAGCCGGAGCAGCCUCUCUACCGCCGGGGCCACACGCGGAGCCAUGACCUUGUACCAUUCAAGCGCGAGAGGCCCGCAGCCACGUCCUGCUCAGACACCAGCAUAAGCACUGCAGGCUGCAGCCAGCAGAACCAGAUUACAACAGCCAGUGGCCCAACACAAAGUUCAAACACUGUCACGCAAAGCACAGCUCCACCUUCCAGCAGCACAGGGGCAACUUCAGCCGUGGUCAACGAGAGCCCCCCGACGACGGCAAUGGGUGGGAAGCCAACCUCAGGCACUGGUACCACAGCUGCUGAUGACCCAAAGACUACUGACCAUUCAGGCAGCGUGACACCUACACCGUCUGCUGUGUUGGCUGAGCCCGAAACCACUAGAGGCCAGAGUGGAGUGAAAGAUUCAGCCACGCCUGGAAACCAAAGUAGCCACAGCGUUACCACAAGCCCCACAGCCACGACGGGAGAAAAGGAGGUGACUCUGCAGCCCACCACUGUGCCUCACACCCCGAAACUGACUUCUCUUCCUCCUGCUGUGACCGUCCCAGUCACCCCUCACCAAUCGACUGGUGUUUCUUUGAAGCCCCCUGAGAACUCUCCCAAGGAACAAGACAGUCUCACUACAGCUUCAAGGAGCCCAGGCACGGAGGCUGGCUCGGGGCCCCCCUCCACACCCGAGGGGAUGCCUGCCACGCCGACACCGCUGGUUACCUCACAAGGAGCUCAACACACCUCCCACUUGAUGCCAGCUGUCCCUACAACCUCUUCCUCUGAGGCACCGCUGCCCCCAGGCACAUCAUCGCCCCCAGGCACAUCAUUGCCCCCAGGCACAUCAUCGCCCCCAGGCACAUCAUUGCCCCCAGGCACAUCAUCGCCCCCAGGCACAUCAUUGCCCCCAGGCACAUCAUCGCCCCCAGGCACAUCAUUGCCCCCAGGCACAUCAUCGCCCCCAGGCACAUCAUUGCCCCCAGGCACAUCAUCGCCCCCAGGCACAUCAUUGCCCCCAGGCACAUCAUCGCCCCCAGGCACAUCAUUGCCCCCAGGCACAUCAUCGCCCCCAGGCACUUCAUUGGGAACAGUGGCCACACCUCCUGUCAGGGGACCGACAAGUUCCAGCAUGAAGUCGACUUCAGUUGUCCCCCAAGGCUCCUGCACACCUCCCACCUUGACUCCUGGGAAUAAUACCCAGAUACAGUGUGGGCCUUCUGAAAGCCUGAAUGAGACUCAGCUGCUCGUCCUGAACUUUACGGGGACCAGUCCCUGUGAAAGGAGCCCUCCAGAUGACAAACUGGUCACACGUCUGUGCCGAGCAGUCAAAGCCACCUUCAACUCAGUGCAGGACCAGUGCCGAAUACUGCUGGCACCUGUUCAAAACAGCCAGGCGGUGGCAGUCAAAAACAUCUUAAUCAAGACAAACUUCCUUCCCAAGGACAUAUAUGAAGUGCUGAAGGACCAAUGGGAUUACCUGAAAGAGGCGGGAGUCAGUGACAUGAAGCUGGGGCAUCAAGGACCCCCGGAAGAGGCUGAGGACCGCUUCAGCAUUCCCCUCAUCAUCACCAUAGUCUGCAUGGCGUCCUUCCUGCUCCUCAUUGCCGCCCUCUACGGCUGCUGCCACCAGCGCCUCUCCCAGAGGAAGGACCAGCAACGACUAACAGAGGAGCUGCAGACAGUGGAGAACGGUUACCAUGACAACCCGACUCUGGAAGUGAUGGAGACCUCUUCUGAGAUGCAGGAGAAGAAGGUGGUCAACCUUAAUGGGGAGCUGGGGGACAGCUGGAUCGUCCCUCUGGACAACCUGAUGAAGGACGAUCUCGAGGAGGAGGAAGACACACACCUCUAAUCGGGCCUGCUGGUGGCCGCCCGCAGCCUCACAGAGCUCCACGCGGACCACCCGAAGUGCCAUUUGGACAGGGGAGGAAAUCUCCUUCCCAUUUGAGGAGGGAAGACGGGAGGGACAGUGGACUCUAAGUGUUACCUCCUCCCAAUACCCCCCAUGCCUUAAUUUUCCCCUUUUCAAGCAGGACAAAUCACAUUCUGUCUAGUUUCCUCUUGUAAAAUAACCCACUAGUG